AUGUAUCCAGUUGGUUUUGAUGUGAACGUCGAGGAGGAAAUGAUUGCUGGACGACUGGGUCCGAAGUAUACAAUUGAUGCGGAUUCUGCUGCGGUAGUUGUGCUGGCAAGGGAUUCCAGGAGAAUCCAGGAUACCUUUGUGAUGGAAGAAGAGGUGUUGUUUGGUUUACGCAUGGAAUCGAUGACGGGGGGAUAG
Messenger RNA from Histoplasma mississippiense, 195 nucleotides. RefSeq lists its product as hypothetical. The transcript has 2 exons. NCBI's taxonomy places the organism in Eukaryota, Fungi, Ascomycota, Eurotiomycetes, Onygenales, Ajellomycetaceae. The coding region runs from base 1 to 195 and encodes 64 amino acids. The record is from RefSeq and is a predicted model, not a curated record.